CAUUGACAAAAAGGGCAUCUAUCACUACCUGGUGAAGUGGCGUGACCUCUCCUACGACCAGUCUACCUGGGAAGAGGACGAGAUGGCCAUCCCCGAAUACGAGUACCACAAGCAGGCCUACUGGUCACACAGAGAGCUCAUUAUGGGGGAAGAUCCAGUCCAGCCUAGGAAGUACAAGAAAAAAAAGAAGGAGUUGGCCUCAGACGACCCACCGACUUCCCCCACCAACGACCCCACGGUGAAGUACGACAGCCAGCCGCGGUUCGUCACGUCAACCGGGGGGACGCUGCACAUGUACCAGCUGGAAGGCCUCAACUGGCUGCGCUUCUCCUGGGCGCAGAGCACGGACACCAUCCUGGCGGACGAGAUGGGCCUCGGGAAGACCAUCCAGACCAUCGUCUUCCUCUACUCGCUCUACAGGGAGGUAAGGCGGGAGAAGCGACGUUUCAUUUGCAGAGUCCGUCAGGGAGUUUCAGUUUGA
This is a messenger RNA of Pseudonaja textilis, 481 nucleotides long. Lineage: Eukaryota; Metazoa; Chordata; Lepidosauria; Squamata; Elapidae. The record is from RefSeq and is a predicted model, not a curated record.